GCUCUGACCUUGGGUUCAGGUGCUUACCUCAGAGGACAUCCAGGGAGGCAGAACACAGAACACACUGCUCCACAGAUCCGGGUUCUCUCUCGGUGUCUCCGUGGACCGACGCCCGGGAGACCACGAGAUACGGUGGAUUAUAACGUGGAGCUCAGGCUUUGGGACGAGGAGGAGGAGGAGGACGGCCGAGGAAUAGCUCUCACCCCCACCCUCUUGUCCUUGUCUGGCGGAGACCAGAGGUGGAGGAAAACACAUCAGCCCAGUCCUUGCUGUGGACUUAGUCGACUGGAUUAGGAGUAGGAGGGGACCCCUGAGGAACGCCCCCAGCCCUGGGUCUAACCCCGACCACCCCGGGUACAAAAGGUCCUCACCAGGAUGGCGGGGUCGGGUCCGGCUGGCUGAGCUGGGACUCGGGAGAGCAGUCCACUGGGAUGGGGGCGCUCCAGCGCCACUGAGGAUGAUGCACAUCUCCCCGGUGCUGAGCUUAGCAGCCACCAUGAGCAACCUGACCGUCUUGGACGCUGGGGAAGACGACACCAGCGCAGACAUGGACGUCUACCCACUCAGCUUCCAAGUCGCCCUGACCAGCCUCCUGAUCCUGGAGUUGGUGCUGGGCCUGAGCUCCAACCUCACCGUGCUGGUGCUGUACUGCAUGAAGCAGAACCUGGUCAGCUCCGUCUCCAACAUCGUCACCAUGAACCUGCACGUGCUCGACGUGCUGGUGUGCGUGGGCUGCAUCCCGCUGACGGCCGUGGUGAUCCUGCUGCCCCUGGAGUCGGACACCGCCCUGCUCAGCUGCUUCCACGAGGCCUGCGUCUCCUUCGCCAGCGUGGCCACGGCCGCCAACGUGCUGGCCAUCACGGUGGACCGCUACGACAUCUCCGUGCGGCCCGCCAACCGCAUGCUGACCAUGGGCCGCGUGGUGGCCCUGCUGGCCUUCAUCUGGGCCCUGUCCGGCCUCAGCUUCCUGGUGCCCUUCGUGGAGGUGGGCUUCUUCAGCCAGGCCGGGUCGGACCCGUUGAACCGGACCGUGCCGACGGCGGCGGCGGCGGCGGGGGGGGCGGCCCACGCCAACGAGUACUCGACCGAGCCCGGCCUGUACUACCACCUGCUGGCCCAGAUCCCCAUCUUCUUCUUCACGGCGCUCGUCAUGCUGGUCACCUACUACAAGAUCCUGCAGGCGCUCAACAUCCGCAUCGGCACGCGCUUCCAGCACAACCCGCCCAAGAAGAAGCCGCCGCCGAGGAAGAAGGCCAUCUCCAUGACGACCCCGCCGGCGGUGGCGGCGGCGGCGGCGGGUGCGGGUGCGGGGGCGGCGGCCGAGUCCACGGACGGCGCGUCGCAGAGCAGCACGGGGGUCCGAGGGGGCUCCGGCGCCACCAUGGGCAUGAGGGCCUCGGUGUCGGUCAUCAUCGCCCUGCGGAGGGCCGUGAAGCGGCACCGCGAGCGGCGGGAGCGCCAGCGGCGGGUCUUCAAGAUGUCCCUGCUGAUCAUCUCCACCUUCCUGCUGUGUUGGACGCCCAUCACGGUGCUCAACACCGUCAUCCUCAGCGCGGGCCCCAGUGGCUUCACGGCGCGCCUGCGGCUGGCCUUCCUGGUCAUGGCCUACGGCACCACCAUCUUCCACCCGCUGCUCUACGCCUUCACGCGCCAGAAGUUCCAGAAGGUGCUCAAGAGCAAGAUGAAGAAGAGGGUGGUGUCCGUGGUGGAGGCCGACCCCACCCCCAACGUGGUCAUCCACAACUCCUGGAUCGACCCCAAGAGGAACAAGAAGGUCACCUUCGAGGACGCAGAGGCCCGACAGAAGUGUCUCUCCUCGGAGAACGUUGAGUAACUCUGGGAAUAUGUUUCCGGGGGAACGAGGAACGUUACGGAACACGGUGACUGAUCCGUAGAGACUCCCGGGCUUCCGAGGAGGAGGGGCAAAAUUCCUUUAAAAAAAACGUGGUUGCAAAAAAAAAAAGGCUUCCAGGUGUAAACAAAACGUUAUCUUGAGUUCUCGUUUGUCGUAGGGUAAGCUUGCGAGAUGCUCCGGGGAAGCGUUCGAUGAGGGAGAUCUCGCCCAGAAGAUCCACUCUGAACCAGGGCUGGCAUCAGUUGCUUGUGUAGAUGUUUGAGACAUACUUUUGCAGCAAUAAACUGAGCUGAAUUCUGUAUUAAAUAGUACCGCGAUUAAAAGAACAAUAGGCUAUAUCCGGGCUUCACAGCUCAUUUAGGGAGAUAAUGAGUAUUUAUCAGUGGUGUUGUGGGUUGGCCUCAGCACCACCACAGUAAGGAACCUUUACUCUAAACUGCAGUGAUGUCUGUUCUUUGGUUUUUUCCUAAAUGAGUCCAAUGUGUGUAACAGAUGUACAGUUCUUGAACUCAUUAAUAGUAUUUAAUAGUAUGUGUCCACUUUUUGUAUUGAAUGAGGAUUAAAAAGGUGCACUCAGUGGCAGCGUCCCUGCAGACAUGUUUGGCCAGUGAUAGAGACAUGUGAAGUCUAUUUCCAAACAGCUCUCAGUAGGGACUCCCUCUCCAUCUGUUAGGUGAUCACAUCGACACAUAACAUUUUGCUUUUCCUAGGCGUCGUUUCAGUCGCCAUGAUUCUUUCUUUCAUGAGGGGAAGGCUAUGUACCUAUUUGUGUUCCAUAGAGGCCUGACAUGCCAGAGACACGCCAGAAACCUCGGGCUUUGUUCUUUGCUAUCAGAGGUAACCGUUAGUUAAGGGUAUAUUAGAUGAGCUCAGAUACACGAGCACGGAGGCUCAGAUCUAACUAUAUGCUGGAGGGUUGAGAGUGGCUCUCUCGCAGGCUUUCACCCAGACCAAGAAGGUCCUGCCCGUGAGUUGCAUAAUGAUGAGAGAGUGCAGAACAUUUCAGAAAGGUCAAAGGGUCAAAGGCACGACCCCGUCCGCUAUAAUUAACGUCACUCGGACAUGUGAACCUAAACUAGGGUCAUGGUCAAAAUCAAAAAACGGAAUAUCUGAAAGGCGCUGAAAUGAGUCAGCAACACUGAGGCAGAAAUUUCUUUCAACGGGGACGUGAACUUUGUGAUAACAUGCCGAUUAACUCGUAUGAAUAUUGUGAAAAUGUUCCAUAGAAAUGUACGGUUUAUUUGAACACAUUAUCCACGUUGUCAUGGGAGUAAAGAAACACAACAAAACCCUGCAUCCUGAUUCCUUCUG
Molecule: messenger RNA, 3166 nt
Organism: Gadus chalcogrammus (walleye pollock)
Lineage: Eukaryota; Metazoa; Chordata; Actinopteri; Gadiformes; Gadidae
Product: G-protein coupled receptor 22-like
Exons: 5
Coding region: 458-1834 (458 amino acids)
Biological process (GO): G protein-coupled receptor signaling pathway
Cellular component (GO): membrane
Molecular function (GO): peptide binding; G protein-coupled receptor activity
Source: RefSeq, a predicted model, not a curated record